Fusarium sp. VM40 is the source of this 3306-nucleotide messenger RNA. The record is from the annotation of a GenBank genome assembly. NCBI's taxonomy places the organism in Eukaryota, Fungi, Ascomycota, Sordariomycetes, Hypocreales, Nectriaceae.
AUGGAUAAGGGAAAGCUUGCUCAGCUCCUUGAGGGGAGCCAGGUCCCCAACACGGAGCAGGUCAAGGCCGUUACCGCCGAGCUCCAGAAGAACUUCUACACAAAGCCCGAGUCGCUUCUCGCCCUUGUCGAGAUCUCCCUCACAAAUGGAGACGCUGGUGUUCGACAGCUCGCCUCGGUCCAGGCUCUUCGUCUGAUUCCCAAGUUCUGGGAGAAGACCGCCCAGGACCAGCGACAGCUUGCCCGCAACCACCUUCUCGAGGGUGUCCUCAAGGAGUCCUCCGCCGGUGUCCGCCACUCCCUGGCCCGCCUUAUCGCUGGUAUCGUCAGCUCUGAUAUGGAGAACGGUGAGGGUGAGGAUUUCCUCAAGCACCUUCUUCCUCUCAGCAACAACGACAACGUUGUUGCCCGUGAGGUUGGUUCAUUCCUCCUCUACGCCAUCCUUGAGGAGGACCCUACCCACUUCGCCGACCACACACACGAGCUUCUCAAGCUCUUCCAGGCUCGCAUUGAGGACCCUCAGAGCAAGGAGGUUCGCAUCAACAUCGUCCGCGCUAUUGGUGCCAUCCUCAUGAUCGUCGAGCCUGAGGAGGACCCCGAGUCCCUCAAGGCCAUGCAGGGCUUUGUUCCUAGCCUGGUUAACAUCCUCAAGGCUACUGUCGAGACUGAGGACGAGGAGAGCUACAAGAUCGUCUUCGAGGUCUUCCACUCUUUCAUCGCCUACGACUCUUCUCUCCUUGCCCUUCAUCUCCGCGAUCUCCUCUCUUUCAUGAUCGAGCUUGGUGGCAACGUCAACGCUGAGGAGGAUGCCCGAUCUCAGGCUCUUGCUUUCCUCAUCCAGUGUGUCCGUUACCGACGCAUGAAGAUCCAGGGCAUGAAGGAUAUGGCUGCUGAGCUCAUGGUCAAGGCCAUGCACAUCAUCACCGAGCUUGAUGCCGACGAUGAUGAGGAGGACAUGUCCCCUGCUCGCACUGCCAUCAGCCUCAUCGACACUCUAUCCAACGAGCUCCCUCCCCGACAGGCCAUCGUGCCUCUGCUCGACCAGUUCCCCCACUUCGCUACCAACAACGACCCUAAGUACCGUAUGGCCUCUAUGCUCGCUCUUGGUAACGCCGCUGAGGGUGCUCCCGAUUUCAUCUCCACUCAGCUCCAGCCUCUUCUUCCCACCAUCAUCUCCCUCCUUGAGGACUCUGACCCUCAGGUCCGACAUGCCUCUCUGGUUGGUCUGAUCCACCUCGCUGAGGAGAUGGCCGAUGAGAUGUCCUCUCACCACGAGCAGAUCAUCGCUUCCGUUCUCAAGAACCUCGAGGCCGCCUCUCAGGGUCCCUCUGACAAGAAGAACGUUAGCAUCAUCCGCUGCGCUUGCGGUGCUCUCGACACCUUUGGUGAUGGUAUUGACACCAAGAUCAUGGCUCAGUACGGUCCUAACCUGAUCGGCCCUAUGGUCCGUCUCCUCGACCACGAGGACUUCGGUGUCAAGGCUGCUGCUGCUUCUGCCAUCGGUGCCAUCGCUUCUUCUAUGGAGAAGACGUUCGAGCCUUACUUCAAGGACGUCAUGACCUCUCUUGGCAAGUUCGUCUCUAUCAAGGAGGGCGAGGAGUCCCUGGACCUCCGAAGCUCCACUUGUGACAGCUUGGGCCGUAUCGCCAUGGCUGUCGGCUCCGAGGCUUUCCAGCCUUAUGUCAUGGACCUUAUGGCCGCCAGUGAGGAGGCCCUUAGCCUCGACAACCCCCGCCUCAAGGAGACCAGCUUCAUCUUGUGGUCUAACCUGUCCAAGGUCUACCACGAGCAGUUCGACCACUUCCUUCCUGGCGUCUUCAAGGGUCUUUACUCUUCCCUCGAGCUUGAGGAGGAAGAGAUCGAUCUCCCUGGUGUUGAUGCUGCCCAACUUGGCGACGGCUCUAUCGUCGUGGGUGGAAAGCGAAUUAAGGUCAAGGUUCCUGAUACUCAGGAUGAUCUUACCAUCGCCACUGGUGGUGAGGAGGACUGGGAUGACAUUGAGGACCUCGAUGAUCUCGAUGACCUUGGUGCCGUGACCGCCGUCGCUCUUGAGCAGGAGAUUGCUCUUGACGUUCUUGGUGAUGUCAUCUCCAACUCUUGCAACAGCGCCAACCUCGAGACAUACGUCGAGCAGACCAUCGAGAAGGUUUCUCCCUUCACCGAGCACACAUACGAGGGAUGCCGAAAGACCGCCAUCUCCACCCUCUGGCGCACCUACGCCCGCGUCUUCCAAGUCUGGGAGGAGAGCGCUGGUGUCAAGUGGGAGGCUGGUCUUCCUCCUAAGCACACCCCUCCUACCUCGCUCAUCAACAUGGGCCAGGCUCUUGAGAAGGCUACCAUGACCAUCUGGUCUGACGACAGCGAACGUUCCGUUAUCACCGAUAUCAACCGCAACAUCGCUGCCACUCUCAAGGCUUGUGGUCCUGCUCUCCUCGCUUCCAAGGAUGGUCUCCUCCAGGAGAUUGUUUCGGUCGUCAGUCUUAUCAUUACUCGAUCGCACCCCUGCCAGCAGGACCUUGGUGACGAGGAGGAGGAGCAAGAUGUUGACGCUGGUUCUUCUGAGUACGACUGGCUCGUCAUUGACACUGCUCUUGACGUUGUUGUUGGCCUUGCUGCUGCUCUUGGCAGCAGCUUCGGCGAGCUCUGGAAGAUCUUCGAGAAGCCUAUUCUCCGACUUGCCAGCUCCAACGAGGAUCUCCACCGAUCUACCGCUGUCGGCACAAUUGCCGAGAUCACCAAGUACUGUGGCGAGUCUAUCACUCCCUUCACUGAGUCUCUUGGCCAGGCCCUGGUUCGCCGCCUCACAGACCCUGACCCUCUGGCUAAGUCUAACGCUGCUUACGCCAUUGGUCUGGUUGUUCUCAACUCUGCCGAUACCGGCAAGACUUUCCCCAUGUACCCUCUCCUCUGGGAGAAGCUUGAGCCUCUCCUGACCGUCAACGAGAUGCGCAUGACUGACAACGUCGCCGGUGCUGUCUCUCGUAUGAUGACCAAGAACCCCAACAACGAGUUUGUUGCUCAGGCUCUUCCCGCCGUCGUCAACGCUCUUCCCCUCCAGGAGGAUUACGAGGAGAACGCCCCUAUCUACGAGAACAUCUUCAACCUCUACCAGCAGUCCAACCCCACCGUUGAGCAGCUUACUCCCCAGCUCGUCGGCAUCUUCGAGAAGGUUCUCAGCCCCCCUGAGGAGCAGCUCGAGCCCGAGACCCGGGAGAUUCUCCAGCGCACCGUCCAGAUGCUCUACAAGGCUAAGCCCGACCUCCUGGCCAACAACCCCGGCCUGGUCAAGCUCGCCGGCAUUCAGUAA